Messenger RNA from Tetrahymena thermophila SB210, 153 nucleotides. RefSeq lists its product as hypothetical. The record is from RefSeq and is a predicted model, not a curated record. Lineage: Eukaryota; Ciliophora; Oligohymenophorea; Hymenostomatida; Tetrahymenidae. The transcript has 2 exons.
AUGAUAGUGAAUCUUUUUGUAAGCAGCAAUAUUAAAUUACUUUCAUCAAUUUUAAAGCUUAUCAAAAAGUAAGAACUUGAAUAAAUUUAAAAGUAAUUGAGAAUAGAUCGCAAAACAGAUAGAGCUAUUAUAAGAAAAAUCACACUCGAAUGA